This is a messenger RNA of Rotaria socialis, 909 nucleotides long. NCBI's taxonomy places the organism in Eukaryota, Metazoa, Rotifera, Eurotatoria, Philodinida, Philodinidae. The record is from the annotation of a GenBank genome assembly.
AUGCUAUCACAAAUUCAACAACUCGCUCAAAAAGGUUUACAAAAUGGUUUCUUAAAGUCUAUUUCUUCCACUGUAGUCAACAAUGACGCGUCUUCUUUAAUAUUUCAUUAUGGACCUUUUGCUUCUAAUCUUUUCUAUUACUUUCGCCACGAAUGGAUUAAAUCGUUCAUAAAAAAUAAUGGUGGCCAAUAUAAUUUUCUUUGGGUUGAUUCAAUCGAUCAAGUUAUUCAAACACCGAAUAUGACUAUCGGUUGGCAAACAAAACUUCCAAAUAGUAAUUCUCAUCCUCCGCUACUUCUUAAACGUGAAAAUCAAGAAGAAAAUGAUGAUUAUCUUUGUAUAAAUUAUAUCAAGCCUGUAAAUGACAUUAACUUAGUACGUUUGGCAAAUGAACGAACAUCUUUUUGGAAGAAAUAUUUUUCAAAACGUGAGAAACUUGAAGUUAUAUCAAUAAAACAGAACCAAUUUAAUAUUAAUUACCAUUUUUCAUCGAAUGUUGAACCGUAUCAUUUAGAAACUAUUCAAUCAAAUAAUAAUUCGUCAUUAAAUUUAUUAUUAAAUAUAAAUCAUACAUUAGUAACAUUAUUAAUUGAUUCGGAAAUGAAAUCUCUACAUCCAUUACUAGCAGUACAUCAAAUCGGAAUAAAAUCAACAUCGAAAACAACUGAACUAAGUUUCUAUUUAUCAAAAUUAUUAUCAUAUAAAUAUCAUCUACGUGUGUUACGUUUAAAUGAUGAUAAUGAAAAUGCUGAUCAUAUACCAUUUCAUAUAUUACUGAACGAUGAUUCAAUAAAAAACGGUCUAUGUUUGGUAUGGAAUCGAGAUACACAAUUAAACGAGCAGAUACAUGUCAAACAAGUGGCAAAAUAUUUGGCAGAUUAUUUUCAUUCACUUGAGUACUUUGUCUAA